AUGCCUACCUAUCCGAUUCGACGCCGUCCUCGUGAGUGCAAGACCUGCCUGCCCUGUCGAGCUAGCAAGGUUCGUUGCGAUCGCAACGUGCCCUGCGGAAACUGCGUCAAGCGCAACUUCAACUGUUCCUACGGUCGCCCGCCCCCAACGCUCCCCACGCUCCCCAAGCCGGCCCUGGUUCCCGAGCCUUUCCCUACGACGGCCUCGACUGCCUCUACGCCUCAAUAUUCCGCCACCUACCUGUCCACCGCGCGAGAUGUGCCCUACGGUGCCGAGGCCUCCGAUGACCCGCUCUCCGACACCGUGACCGUGUCGCAGAUGGAAUGGGAUGAGAUCAAUUCCAAGAUGCAGGCGAUGGAACAGAUCUUGUCCAGUCUCCAUUCCUUGUUCCAGUCCCAUUCCGCUCACCUUACCGAGCCCCAGUCCGAAGUGUCGACGACGGAGGAAAAGCACACCCCGGCAAGCCAGGGAAUAUAUGGGGCCAACGCCUUGAAGACGGGCCCGGUACAUAUUGGUUCUCGGUCGGCGUUGGUGGAUAUAUUGGAUAAGUCGAAAGGGUCGGACGGGACGGCGGACGCACUCCCCAAGGAUGAUCUCUUGGCAGAGCUGGCGCUCGGGAAUGAAUCUGCCGCAUAUCCCUUCGUGGACCUGUGGUCGUCGGAUCCAUACACCUUCAAUAUUGCGGGCGUGUGCGGUGUGCUGCCGGAUGACGAGCAAUGUCGAAAGUGGGUGACCUUCCCCCAAUCCCCAUUGCUUCUGUCGGCGUUGCCUACGUCGUAUGCGACUGUCCGCUGA
Messenger RNA from Aspergillus melleus, 795 nucleotides. Its product is annotated as Zn(II)2Cys6 transcription factor domain-containing protein. Bases 1 to 795 code for a protein of 264 amino acids. Gene Ontology annotation, molecular function: zinc ion binding; carboxy-lyase activity; DNA-binding transcription factor activity, RNA polymerase II-specific. Lineage: Eukaryota; Fungi; Ascomycota; Eurotiomycetes; Eurotiales; Aspergillaceae. The transcript has a single exon. Gene Ontology annotation, biological process: regulation of DNA-templated transcription. The record is from RefSeq and is a predicted model, not a curated record.